CACUUGCAUUGCAACUGGAAGUCAGUCAGUCGUCUCAGCGACUCAACUUCAAGUGUCUCAUGUCCAAUUAGGACUUGUUUGGGUUGCGCUUCAGGGCACCACAUAUCCCCACAGUAUCGGGAUUUCCUGACGCAGAGCUAAAGUUUAGUCGGCGCCCUAUCCACAUUACACAUUGCUUUACGCUCAGCGCAGGCAGAGGGAGAGGGCGAUUUGCGAGUCGGUCUUUGCAAACCUGCCGUUCACAUCGCAAGAGGGUUAACCAUGGCUCCAACUCAGUUUUGCACACACACACUUUUGUGUUUUAUUUAUUGCUCGUUACUCAUAAGUAGUGUGUUUUGCGACGCCGAAGCCGAAGAAGAUGAACAUGCCAAGCACUCGUACACGGUAGAAAUGUUCAACGAUGCUGUGCCUACCGCUCCACACUUUGUCAUGUUCUAUGCUCCUUGGUGCGGCCAUUGCCAGAGGCUCCAGCCUGCAUGGAACGAACUGGCUGACAAAUACAACAGUAUGGAGAAGCCUCCAGUCUACGUGGUUAAGGUGGACUGUGUCCUGGACACCAAAUUCUGCUCCAAAGACCACGCUGUCAGGGGUUACCCAACUCUGAAGCUGUACAGGCCGGAUCAGGAGGCCGUGAAGUACACUGGCCCCAGGGACCUGCCGUCUCUGGAGACAUGGCUGCUGAAGACCCUCCAGGACGAGCCUGAGGAGCCAGAGAGCGAGCCAGAACCUUCAGUGGCCCCGGAGCCCAAGCAGGGCUUGUAUGAGCUCACCGUCAGCAACUUCAAAGCCCACCUCGCCAAAGGAGCCCACUUUGUCAAGUUUUUCGCCCCGUGGUGUGGCCACUGCAAAGCAAUGGCUCCUACCUGGGAGCAGCUGGCCACAAGCUUCGAGCACUCUGAAGAUGUCAAGAUCGGCAAGGUGGACUGUACUCAGCACUACGAGGUGUGCUCUGAGAACGCCGUGCGCGGAUACCCCACCCUGCUGUUCUUCAGCAACGGGCAGAAGACAGAGCAGUACCGGGGCAUGCGGGACCUGGACUCCUUCAAGGAGUUUGUGAAUAACCAGGUGAAGGCAGCCGCAGCCGCCGCCGCGCAGCCAGAGGCCGCGGACCCGUCGGACAACGAGAUCCCCACAGACGCCCCGGCCCAGGAGGUGGAGGCCGAGGUGGAGGUUAAGUCCGGAGUGUUGACCCUGACGGAAGGCAACUUCGACGAGACGGUAGCCAAGGGCAUCUCCUUCAUCAAGUUCUACGCUCCAUGGUGUGGUCACUGCAAGAACCUGGUUCCCACAUGGGAGGACCUGUCCAAGAAGGAGUUCCCCGGCCUCACCGACGUCAAGGUGGCCAAGGUGGACUGCACCGUGGAGCGCACCCUCUGCAACCGGCUCUCUGUGCGCGGCUACCCUACCCUGAUCAUGUUCAAAGCCGGUCAACAGGGGGAGGAGCAUCACGGUGGGCGGGACUUGGAAAGCCUGCACUCCUUUAUCAUGAAGCAGGCCAGAGACGAGCUUUAGGACGGCCCAAUCAGCACUCGCCAUUCAUCACUUUGCCCCGCCCACACUGCAUUUCUGGACAUUGGGACCCACCCUCCCGUCUGCUGCCCCCCCCCCCCCCCCCCCCCCCCCGGCCAACUAUCCUUCGGCAGCUCCCUGUAAUCAUUUCACUCCUCAGUAGUGGAGUGUGGCUCCGUGACGGACUGCUACAAACUGUUUAUUUGAAUUCUUAGGUUUAUUUGUUUCACCCCUGGGAUCAAGGGCAGUUUGAUUAAGUAGUGUGUUUCGGGGUGGCAUCUGUAUUUCUCUACUGUUAUCUGAAGGAAUUAGUUUGCCCUUGCAAGCUACAUUAGUUUUUUUAAAGAACCACUUUGCUGGCAAGUACUUAAUCAACCAUAACCUCUCAAAGUGGUGAUUAAAAUAAACUUUUGUCCCGGAAAGUGAACACUCUUCAAAGCCGGUAUUCAAAGGUUCUAUCUUGCCAAUAUGAAAAUUAUAACUGACGUUUCUGAAGACCUUUUUAUAUAUUAAAUCAAUUUUUCUACAAGUGAUCUAUCAAAGAGCCAUUAAUGUAACUGUAUAAAAGUGAGAAUAUGAUCAAUGCACCUUCACCCAACCCCCCCAACCCCCACCCCACCGGCCUCCAUUGUGAAGUUGAGCGUUAAGUUUUAGAGGACUUUUAAAUCCACGACCGUAUGGGCCUAGUUUACUUGACACUCGGGGAAAUGCAAAUGUUUACCGGUUGUGUUGCUGUAUGCAGAGCGGACAUUUGUUUCCUGCGUUAAAUUUGAUUUAACCCAAACUAUAGCUAGACCAGCUGGUCUCCGUUUUUGCAAAAAGGUGAUGCGUGUGUGUGAGUAGUUCUCCUCAAUAAUUGCAAUGAAAAAAAGUCUGAAUGGUGAUAGACUUUCAAACAACAAAAAGCAUUUUUUUUUUUUUUUGCUUAUUUUACUCUGCGGUACGGUCCCCUAAACUUGCAAGUGUAUGCGUUCUGAGAGAGGGUCAUGUGAGUUUAGGGGGAGAGUUUGAGUCCAAACAGCUGCGUUGUCACCUAACUGUGAAGGGGAAAAUUGGGAUGUGGUUCACACUGAUUUAUAAAAAGACGUGGCUUAUGGGUUUCAUUUAGUCUCAAUUGACACCGUAGCAACUUUAGUGUGGUUUAGACGGCAUCCAUUUUUAUCUGUAAAAACAUUUGAUCACUAUUGUUGCUCAUGUAUACCUCUUUCUACUGUUUAUGUAAAAGUCAACAUUUCAUUACUCCAAAUGUUGUUUUUGUGUGGCAGCCUGCAGGUGGAGGUUGUCAAAAUGAACUGACCAGUUUCUGAAAAAACAAAACAAAUUUCUAACACGAAGGCUUUUUUUUUUGUUGACCAAUCAACACUAACAUUGAGACCUAUUGGUGGACCUGGAUGCAACCACAAUUUCUAACUAAACGUUGGCCACUUAGCCGAUCAAAGGAUAUUUUCAAAGGCGUGCCAUAACUCUAAGGCACUUUGUCCAAUCUUGAAAUGUGCAAAAUGUGAUGGCAAGAAAGAUUUCCCAUUAUUAUUCCGUGAACAUUAUUCCGUAAACUAUGUCCAAACAGGUCAAUCGGGCAUGGGUUUAGUGUGCCUUUUAAAACAAAUAUUGGGGCCAGUUAAUCCAGUCAUCAUGAUAGGGAUGGAUGGAGACUUAACCAUGAACAUCAGAUGAGAUUAUAAAAGUUUAAACAAUGUUUGACUAAUACUGAUGACCACCGAGUGAACAUUCGUGCAUAUCAGGUUCACAGCUCAUGAGUUUGAGCCAUGGAUACCAGGCUGAUGUUGAAGAUGCUUGUUAAGGUCCAUUUGAUUAAAAUGUGUUUGAAUUAUAAUCUGCCCACAUAGCAAUGGAUGCUAAUGGUUAAUACGCAUGUAUUUCAACAAAGGAAAAUAAGAAAGAAAAAAUAUCUUUCCCGUUGAAAAAUACUUUCGUUGACAUUCGACUACGUAAUUCUGAGUUUACGAGGUGCCCUCAAUUGCACCAUGAAGUCCGUCUUCGUGUGCUUUACCGUACACAGCAAUGUAGAUGCGCAAUCACAGUGUAGUGGCGUGACCGCGCUUCUCCGAAGCGUAAAUGGUGUGACCGCAGCUACAAUGUUGUGACUGGGCUCAGUGCGCAUGCCAGGGUAUAGUUUUUAAAAAAGUUUGCGUAAAAGUGAAAUUACGCGUCAUAUGAGUGAUAAAUAGGUGUGAGUGAGAUCGUGUGAAGAGGGUCAUCAUGUGAUAUAUAAAUACAGGAGUCUUUAGGGCAGGCCGAAGUUUUUGUGUGAAUUGUAGUGUGUGUGUGUGUGUGUGUGUGUGUGUGUGUGUGUGUGUGUGUGUGUGUGUGUGUGUGUGUGUGUGUGUGUGUGUGUGUGUGUGUGUGUGUGUGUGUGUGUGUGUGUGUGUGUGUGUGUGUGUGUGUGGAGCGCUCAGUGUACAGCUUGUUAAUCAGCAGCAGACCCUUCUCCCCUUGUUCCAUUGGCUCCACAGUUCUGGAUAAUAUUUUUGUUAUAAAUGCAUGACGAUGAUGGCUGCUUUGGUCCGUGAGAACCUCUGGUGUGACAUUUUCCUCAGAUUAACGGAUUAAAUAUUUGAAUGUACUCCAGCUGCUGAUAUGAUUGAACGUUGGUUAAAUUUGACAUUUCAAUCGUUAAGUAUCCGAAAUCUCAUCAUUAGGUCUCCAAAAUUAUUAGAUCUGGCUUCAAUGGAGACUGGUCUUGGUUGGAUUUGAACCCAUGGCUCCCGUGCUGAUAACAAACAGUUCUCUCCUCUGCGCAAACGAUGCACAGGUCACAGGUUAGAUUGGACAAUCCAAUUCACAUCACAUUGUUACGUUACCAAAAUCAGUCAGACCAGCAGGACUAGAGCCACGUCCCAUUACCUAAAUAAACACACAUUUCGUAUAACUAUUUUUGUUUUUAUUUAAACAGAUGGAUAGAUAUUGGGAUAUAAAUUACAUGAUAAUUAUAAUUUAAAAAAAUAAAUAACACAAAUGCCACCAGCUGGCACCAGGGUAAUAUAUUUCACUUGUUCAACAUAAGACAUCGCUUUUAACUGACUCCCAAUGGUGAAAUAACCACUUGGUCCUUGUGUCCCUUCUGUAGCAUUUAUUUAGGUAUGUAUGCUGUAGUCCAAAAAGCCAACUCCACCCUCUCAUUAGGCCAGUCUCUGACCAGGACAUAUAUGCUUUCAUCUAUGUCUGAUCUGAGAUCUGCUUUCAGAACUCCAACCAAGGUACACAAACAAGGCAAAAGGUUUUAGUAUUUUUUCCUCAGUUAAAGAUUUUAUGUAUAGCACACGCUUCUAGACAACUCCAGUGACAGAAAGCAGUAUUGUUGUUUCUUGCAAGUUACAGGACAUACACUUCCUAUUGAUUCUUGUAAAAAAAAAAAAAAGAA
Messenger RNA from Gadus chalcogrammus (walleye pollock), 4891 nucleotides. RefSeq names its product thioredoxin domain containing 5 (gene txndc5). Gene Ontology annotation, biological process: protein folding. The transcript is spliced from 10 exons. Gene Ontology annotation, molecular function: protein disulfide isomerase activity. NCBI's taxonomy places the organism in Eukaryota, Metazoa, Chordata, Actinopteri, Gadiformes, Gadidae. The record is from RefSeq and is a predicted model, not a curated record. Gene Ontology annotation, cellular component: endoplasmic reticulum. Bases 262 to 1512 code for a protein of 416 amino acids.